This is a messenger RNA of Schizosaccharomyces cryophilus OY26, 501 nucleotides long. RefSeq names its product DASH complex subunit Spc34. The record is from RefSeq and is a predicted model, not a curated record. The transcript has a single exon. The coding region runs from base 1 to 501 and encodes 166 amino acids. NCBI's taxonomy places the organism in Eukaryota, Fungi, Ascomycota, Schizosaccharomycetes, Schizosaccharomycetales, Schizosaccharomycetaceae. Gene Ontology annotation, cellular component: DASH complex; spindle microtubule. Gene Ontology annotation, biological process: attachment of spindle microtubules to kinetochore.
AUGGCAGAAUUUUUAAAGCAUUUGAAUUCUAUAAGUGUUUCUUCUGAAAGACUUAUUGAACCUGAGCAGAAACCGGCUACGAGAUUUACUGAUGCUCUGCUUCAUGUGAAUUCAAUUACAGAUUUAAUUCGAGACGCUGAGAAAGAAGAAUUAAUCACCGCUGAAGCGACAUCUUUACCAAAAGGAAUCGAGGAAAAAUUCAACUCGGAGAGUCCUGCAGAUCACGUUGCUUGCAUUGAAGAAUUGUUGGAUAUUUACCCUAUGCAAGGCGGACGAGAAUAUUUGGAAGCCUUAGUUGAGAAGUACAAUACACAUAUGACCUCUUUGGAAAAUCUGGAAAGAGUACUAAUAGAACAAAAGGAAAGAUUACAUUUGUUUGAACAAAGACAGAAGGAUCAAGUUUCUGCGAGAGAAAACAUAUUACAGCGUGAAAAUUCUGAAAUACAAAGACUUGAAAACGAAAUUGAAAGGGUAAAACUAGAGCUGGAAAGAUAUUCUUAG